Paramormyrops kingsleyae is the source of this 1660-nucleotide messenger RNA. Lineage: Eukaryota; Metazoa; Chordata; Actinopteri; Osteoglossiformes; Mormyridae. The record is from RefSeq and is a predicted model, not a curated record.
UAGAUGAGCCUCAGACUGCUUACUGUCCGUGGGGCUGACAUCUGGGCAGAGGGUGAAACAUCUACUGUUAAUGCUGGACAUUGUUACAGAGCCCAGUGCCCAGUGCGGGAUCCAGAGGAGGUUUCAGGGGCCCUGAUUAAUGUGGCCAAACACCUGGGCAACCUGAGCUACAGAGUGUGGGAGAAGAUGCUGGAGAAGAAAGAGAUUAAAUACACUCCUGUGAUUCUGGACCCAAACACAGCAGAUGUUGAACUCAUACUGUCCGAUCAUCUGAAUACUAUUACCUGGAGUAAUGAGAUACAGGAAUAUCCUAAUAACUCAGAGAGGUUUACAUGGCGCUGUGUGCUGGGAUCUGAGGGAUUCAGCUCAGGGAAACACUGCUGGGAUGUGGAUGUGGGGGACGCGGAAUUAUACUUUGUGGGUGUGGCUAAUGAGUCCAUCAACAGGAAAGGGGACGUCCUUCCCAAAGCAAAUGGAGGACUAUGGGUCAUAACACGUUAUAAAGGUAAAUUGGCAGCAUGGACCUCACCACCGUACCCUCUGUCUGUGGAGAGGAAACCCCAGAGGAUCAGAGUGCAGCUGGACUGGGACAGGGGAGAGCUGUCAUUCUCUGAUCCCAGUAACAACACUCCUCUCUACACCUUUAAACACUCUUUCGCUGAGAGACUGUUUCCUUUCUUCUUUACCUGGGGUCACAGGGUUCCGUUAAAAAUCUGCCCAGUGAAUGUUUCCAUUGCAGUAACAGCAUUGAAACUCUGAGCACUGUAAUCGUAAUGACAAACAUUGACCACAGUACAGUAUUAUAUAUUAUUGUUGUUCAGGAAGCAGAUUCAUGAUUAAUUUUUUUUAUUCAUUUUUUAGUGGAAAUUGACUUUUUUCAGGGUGGAGAAGCUGUCGUAUACCUGUUUGGGGGCUGUCAUAUUAUUAAUUUCCCUGGACCUCUUAUCCGGUACAGGUUGCCUACAAAUGUUACUGCAGUGCCAGUGCCGUCUCUUUAAAAUCCAGUGUAAAUGCCAGUUGGUGUUUCUUACUCUAACAUGCACUGUGACCGGUGCAUUUUUAACAGCAUGUCAUCAUGCGGCAGGUCGUGGCGGUUGCAUCACUUCCUGUACAUCAAAUGACUGACAUGAGCCUGGAUUAAGGAUGAUGGCCAAACCCAAACGCUUGUCUAGUGAAAUUCUGGGAAGAAACUGAGGUCCAGAUUGACUUACUUCUCCAGAAUGAGAUUGACACACAUUGACUGCAGAGCUCAUUUAUACAUGGACAUAAUGCUUGUCCUGAAUGUAGGUUUUGUUCAUGUAUCUAACACUGUAACUGAACAAGAAGGGAAUGCUGCUCGGGGGAAUGUGCACUUUCCAGCAUGGAGGCCAAUAAAAGCUCCAUUCACAUCCUCUAAUGCUGGUCUAGGCUUCUUGUGCAACUUCCACUACAUUCCGGUCAUACUAUAAGAACAGCAAUGUUAGACUAUUUUCAGUAUGAACAGCAGGGGGCGCUGGAGUGAAAGAGGAAAUGAAGUUUAUUCUUUGAAAUGCUAUUCUUACCACUACCAGAUCCCAGAAGCCUCGAAGAUGCAUUCAGUGGAAAUCCUAUAAAUGCUGUCCAUGAGUGCAAAAACUGGAGCACAUUUUAGUGUUUGGGGUCAAAAGGCAAUUAUGGGUGU